Molecule: messenger RNA, 2030 nt
Organism: Pieris brassicae (large cabbage white)
Lineage: Eukaryota; Metazoa; Arthropoda; Insecta; Lepidoptera; Pieridae
Product: membrane-bound alkaline phosphatase-like
Exons: 3
Coding region: 1-1629 (542 amino acids)
Biological process (GO): dephosphorylation
Molecular function (GO): alkaline phosphatase activity
Source: RefSeq, a predicted model, not a curated record
AUGAGGCACAACAUAGCCAUAUACAUGGGAACGUUCACAGCGUUGGUUCUGGCGGGCUUCCUUGCGCUCGCCACCGCAGAUAGCUAUCACCCUGACGAGCCAGGGUCAGUGCGAGGUACGGUACGAAGUGACGAGCUCUCUGCAUCCUUUUGGCAGGCGCAGGCGCAGGCGACCGUAAAGCGUCGCGCUGGAACCAAGACAGGUCCCGCCGCGCGUAAUGUCAUCUUAUUCCUGGGCGACGGCAUGUCCGUGCCUACGCUUGCUGCCGCGCGAACGCUGCUGGGGCAACGUCGCGGGUAUACUGGAGAGGAAGCAGAGCUCUCCUUCGAAUCCUUCCCGACUUCUGGUUUGAGUAAGACGUACUGUGUAAAUGCUCAAGUCGCAGACUCUGCGUGCUCGGCGACGGCAUACUUAUGCGGUGUGAAAGCAAACCAAGGAACCCUGGGCGUGUCGGCUUCUGUACCGCGUUCGGAUUGCGGUGCGUCUCUAGAGCCUACUGCCCGACUACAGUCUAUCGCCGCGUGGGCGUUGGCGGAUGGCCGCGAUGCAGGCCUCGUAACCACCACUCGGGUGACGCAUGCGUCGCCAGCCGCUACCUUCGCACGAGCCGCCAACCGCAACUGGGAAAAUGAUGCCAGUGUGCGUGCUGACGGGGCCGACCCGCAGCAAUGUCCCGAUAUUGCAACGCAACUUAUCACUGAAAAUCCUGGUCGCCAGUUUAAGGUAAUACUAGGAGGAGGACGACGCGAAUUUUUACCAAGGCAUGUUGUGGAUGAAGAGGGAUCGAAUGGAACUAGGACCGACGGACGCAACUUAAUAGACGAAUGGCGGUCUGACAAGAUUGAACGUAAUGUUACACAUAGCUACGUUUGGAAUCGAGAGCAACUGUUAAGCGCCAAUGCAACAAUGCCGGAAUAUCUGAUAGGUUUAUUCGAGAGCAGCCACUUGCGCUACAACAUGCUCACCAAUCCGACUACCGAGCCUUCUCUGGCUGAACUGACCGAAGUUGCUAUACGAAUGCUACAGAGAAACGAUAAGGGUUUCUUUCUGUUUGUCGAAGGUGGACGCAUAGACCACGCCCAUCACAGCAACUACGCGGAACUGGCACUGGAUGAGACGAUCGAACUCAGUGCAGCGGUGUCGCGUGCGGCUGAGUUAUUGGAUGAAAGAGACUCGUUGCUCGUGGUAACGGCGGACCACGCUCACGUCAUGUCCUACAAUGGUUACGCAGCACGUGGAAGCAACAUACUGGGCACGGCAAGAGCCGCUGACCGAGACGGCGUGCCGUACAUGACACUCUCCUAUACCAAUGGACCUGGAUUUCGAGCUCACGUUGAAGGAAAACGUGUAGACAUCACAACGGAGGGAAAAUACGGAUCCAUGCAGUGGAGGUCUCACGUGGACGUCCCGCUGUCGUCAGAAACGCACGGCGGCGAUGACGUUGCAGUUUUCGCGAGGGGACCGCAGCACGCUUUGUUCUCGGGCCUCUACGAACAAAAUGCCAUUCCGCACCUCAUGGCCUACGCGGCUUGCAUCGGUCCAGGCGAACAUGUCUGCAAUAAUGCUAAUAUUGUAAUACCUCUAAGUUCUCUACUAUCUUCUCUGAUACUGAUAAUAUUUUGUAGAUAGAUUAUAAAAAAAUGGUAAAAGGAAAACUAUCCUCACGACAACUUGUCAUUUUAAUGUAAUCUAUUAUUUAUAUCAAAAAAAAUAGUUUGUCAUUAACACAAAAGUCAUAUUAACGUUUUCGAAAAUUAAGUAAUAAUACAUUGAUAAAAUUAUAUAGACGAUAACAAGAGCGAGUUACGAGUCUCACCUAGAUUUAUAAUAAAUUGAUAUAAUUUAACAGAUGAAAUUAAAUAUAUAAUAAAUAAUGAUGAUAAUUAUUAUUGUGUAUUCAUGUAACAUUUUUUUUUGUAAAUUGUCAUUCUUACGCUGAUGUAUGUUAAGAAUUGGGGACAGUUAAAGAGAAACAUACUUUCCUCUCUAAUUAUGAGAAAUAAAUGAUAUGCUUAUGAAUGCCACAGACC